Molecule: messenger RNA, 456 nt
Organism: Aspergillus calidoustus
Lineage: Eukaryota; Fungi; Ascomycota; Eurotiomycetes; Eurotiales; Aspergillaceae
Source: the annotation of a GenBank genome assembly
AUGUUCUCGACUGGAGGCAUCUUGGUGCUAACCCUGGUAGGGUACUUAAGUUGGCGGCGCAACAGUAUCAAGAUGUCGGACCGUGAUCGGCCGCGUCUCCUUCGGUUGGACCACCCCACGAUUGACGACAUGGCGUUGAAGCAGGCAGAGCUUCAUGAUGCCAUCACCCAGCUUACCAGUGACCCAGAAUGCGAACAGUGUCAGGAAUUUGAGGCUAAAGGGUAUCUGGAGAUGAUGCCCCAAGGUGUCUGUCACUCAUAUAUGGCGAAUAAGCGUCAGCUGCAGGACCUCCGAGAGCUCUUGAAGACUAUAGCCGAAUGGCGGCAACGUAAGACUCAGGAUAUCGGCUAUGUAGCUGCGGCCUCGGGCUUCCGCCGCCGUCUUUCAACCACGAUGACAGCGCCACCCGGUCAACCAAGAGAGUCAUGCCUGGAUUGGGCACCAAUAGAUAUUUAA